Messenger RNA from Ilex paraguariensis (yerba mate), 1395 nucleotides. NCBI's taxonomy places the organism in Eukaryota, Viridiplantae, Streptophyta, Magnoliopsida, Aquifoliales, Aquifoliaceae. The record is from the annotation of a GenBank genome assembly.
AUGGCUCCUCCUCCUCCUCGGGUUCAAGAACUCCAAUUCCCUCACCUUGACAUCCCCAUAACCAUACAACAAAUUUCUCCUGUCCUCCCUGCAGGACCGAUUCCCGCCACCCCGGGCGACACCCUUUACCUCUCGAACCUAGAUGACAUGAUCGGAGCACGUGUUUUCACCCCUACCGUGUAUUUUUACCGAUCAAACUGUUCGAAUUAUGAACAAAAAACUGUCACUACAAUAGUUAGAGAUGCUCUUGCUAGUGUUUUAGUUCCAUACUAUCCCUUUUCAGGUAGGCUGAGAGAGAGAAAGAAUGGGAAGUUAGAAGUUUUUUUUGGGCCGGGCCAGGGUGCACUCAUGAUCGAGGCCCAAUCGGGUAUGCGCUUAGUGGACCUUGGAGAUCUUGCGGUCCCAAAUCCUGCAUGGACAACGUUGAUCUAUCGAUUCCCCGAUGAAGAACCUUAUAAAGUUAUUGACAUGCCAUUGGUAAUUGCUCAGGUGACUCGAUUUAGCUGUGGUGGUUUUAGCCUUGGGUUAAGGAUUUGCCAUUGCCUCUGUGAUGGGCUUGGUGCCAUGCAGUUUCUCGCUGCAUGGGCCGCCACAGCAAAGACGGGAAAGCUUAUGGUGGUUCCUGAGCCCUGUUGGGAUCGAGAAAUUUUUCAUCCUCGUGUUCCGCCUAUGGUUAAAUAUCCCCAUAUUGAAUUUAGGAAAAUUGACGAUGGUUCAAGUUUAACAAAAUGUCUAUGGGAAGUUAAGCCCAUACAGAAGUGUUAUCGGAUCAGUCGAGAGUUUCAGGCCCAUUUAAAAAGCCUGGCCCGAUCACCCGACAACUCUACAUGUACCACUUUUGAUGCAAUGGCAGCUCAUGUUUGGAGAUCAUGGGUUAAAGCACUUGAUGUUAAACCGUCGGAUUAUGAGCUCCGACUCACAUUUUCCGUUAAUGCUCGUCCAAAGCUUAAAAAGCUGCCGGUAAAAGACGGGUUUUACGGCAAUGCGAUCUGCGUGGCGUGUGUCAGCAGUACUGUUUCCGACCUUGUUAAUGAGAGUCUUUCGGGCACAUGUGGAUUGAUCCGUGAGGCCCGUUUAGGGGUCUCGGAGGAGUACUUGAGAUCCACAGUUGAUUUUAUUGAAGUGGACAGGCCCAAUAGGCUGGAAUUUGGUGGGAAAUUGACAGUAACCCAAUGGACCAGAUUUUUGAUAUACGAGUCCGCAGAUUUUGGAUGGGGCCGGCCCGUAUAUGCAGGCCCAAUAGACAUAACUCCAACCCCUCAGGUUUGUGUAUUCCUACCUGAAGGGGAUGCUGAAUCAAAUGGAGCAAUGGUUGUGUGUAUCUGCUUGCCGGACUCUGCUACUCAGAAAUUUAAAGAGUUUUUGUGUCUCAUGGAUUCAAGUGAUAAAUCCUGA